This is a messenger RNA of Phaeoacremonium minimum UCRPA7, 1209 nucleotides long. RefSeq names its product putative protein-vacuolar targeting protein atg18 protein. Gene Ontology annotation, cellular component: cytosol; phagophore assembly site membrane; extrinsic component of membrane. The transcript is spliced from 6 exons. Lineage: Eukaryota; Fungi; Ascomycota; Sordariomycetes; Togniniales; Togniniaceae. The record is from RefSeq and is a predicted model, not a curated record. Gene Ontology annotation, biological process: autophagy of mitochondrion; nucleophagy; protein localization to phagophore assembly site. Gene Ontology annotation, molecular function: protein binding; phosphatidylinositol-3-phosphate binding; phosphatidylinositol-3,5-bisphosphate binding. The coding region runs from base 1 to 1209 and encodes 402 amino acids.
AUGGCGAGCGCCGCUCUCAACUUCAUCACCUUCAACCAGGAUCACAGCUGUCUUGCUGUUGGUGAGUCUGCCCGUGUUCUCGUCACGCACCAGGAGCUGAUGCUUGGGCCUCUCAAGAUAUUCAGCAGCGAUGAUGGCAACGUCUCCAUCAUCGAGAUGCUCUUCUCCACCUCGCUUGUCGCUCUCAUCCUCUCCCCGAGACAUCUCAUCAUUCAGAACACCAAGAGGGCGUCCGUCAUUUGCGAGCUUACCUUUCCUUCUGCUGUGCUCGCCGUCCGUCUGAAUAGGAAAAGGUUAGCUGUCAUACUCGAAGAGGAGAUCUAUUUGUACGACAUCGCCAACAUGAGUCUCCUCUACACCAUCACCACCUCUCCGAAUCCAAGCGCCAUCUGCGCUCUGUCGCCCUCUUCUGAGAAUUGCUAUAUUGCAUACCCUCUACCCAAGCCGCGGGAAGACACCGGAGAUCGGCGGCCUGCUCAUGCACCACCUUUGUCGACCUAUGUUCCUCCCACCUCCGGUGAGGUUCUCAUCUUCGAUACCCUCACCCUCAAGGCAGUCAAUGUCGUUGAGGCUCACAAGUCUCCCUUGUCUUGUAUCGCCCUGAAUAGCGAAGGCACGUUGCUUGCCACUGCGUCGGAAACCGGGACCAUCAUCCGCGUCUUCAGCGUACCUCGUGGGCAGAAACUCUACCAAUUUCGACGGGGCACUUACCCCUCAACCAUCUACAGCAUGUCUUUCAACCUGAGCUCGACAUUAUUAUCGCAACAGGAUCCCCGCGAAGUGAAGCCGCUGACUUGGCUGGGCCGCAAGGAAACAACGGUAGCAGCAGCAACAGCAGUGGAGGAGCCCACCAUGAUGGGCAGGAGUGUAGCAGGAGUUGUCGGGUCAUAUCUCCCGCAGACCGUUACAGAGAUGUGGGAGCCCCUGCGUGACUUUGCGUACAUCAAAAUCCCGAAAGCAAACUCCGGUCUGCCUCCUCGUAGUGGCUCCUCGGCAGGCGCAGCUGCCGGUCCAGCCUACCUAGGUGGCCCAGUGCGGAGUGUGGUGGCCAUGAGCAGCAGCAGUCCUCAGGUCAUGGUAGUCACCAGCGACGGCGGCUUCUACGUCUUCAAUAUCGACAUGGAGCAGGGGGGCGAGGGCUACUUAGUGAAGCAAUUUUCUGUCCUUGACGGCGACGACAAGCUUGAAGCUUCUGCGUAUGGCUCGUGA